Messenger RNA from Candidula unifasciata, 342 nucleotides. Lineage: Eukaryota; Metazoa; Mollusca; Gastropoda; Stylommatophora; Geomitridae. The record is from the annotation of a GenBank genome assembly.
AUGGCGCAGUCCUUGAAGGCGAUAUGGGCACAAAUUAUGAAACGGAGAUUCCUAAAAACGGGUCUUCCUUUUAUAGUUCUAGUUGCUGGCGGAUCUUUUUUCUUGAAGGAGUUUACGGGAAUUCGAUACCAGUUCCGUCAGGGAAUGAAGAUGUCCAAAGAAGAGGCUGAAAAACUGGGCAUUAAAUUUGUAAGCUUAGAGGAAGUAGUGAAGGAAAUGGAGCAGAUGGAUGUGGACAACUGGGAAAACAUCCGAGGACCCAGACCUUGGGAAGAUUCAAAGUCUAUGCAGAAUGAACAGAGGGAGAGCCUUAAGAAAAAAAACCUAGUAGAUAACAGAUGA